Molecule: messenger RNA, 1428 nt
Organism: Aspergillus chevalieri
Lineage: Eukaryota; Fungi; Ascomycota; Eurotiomycetes; Eurotiales; Aspergillaceae
Product: isoaspartyl peptidase/L-asparaginase
Exons: 1
Coding region: 1-1428 (475 amino acids)
Molecular function (GO): hydrolase activity
Source: RefSeq, a predicted model, not a curated record
AUGGCUAAUAAAUCACCAUCCCCGAUGUUCAAACCAGCUCUGAUCCUCCACGGUGGGGCCGGCGACAUCCACCGCUCUAAACUCCCCCCGGACCUCUACGAGAAAUACCACGCCUCGUUACUAUCCUACCUCCGCUCGACGAAAGACCUCUUAUACGAUGGUGCGACCGCCCUAGACGCAGCCACUCACGCCGUCUCACUAAUGGAAGACGAUGAACUAUUCAACUGCGGCCGCGGAAGCGUUUUUACCUCCGCGGGGACGAUUGAGAUGGAAGCUUCGGUUAUGAUGACAUCUGUUCGUCGCGACGAUGAAGAUAAACAGGAAAAUAUAAAAAGAGGAGCGGGGGUGGUGGGUCUGCGGAACGUGAGACAUCCUAUUCGUCUUGCGAGGGAGUCGUUACUUCGCACGGGCUAUGAUACAGACGGCAAGCCGAAUGGCGAUGGGGGGAGUAUGCAUAUGCAGCUUGUGGCACCAUAUGUGGAGGAAAGGGCGAGUGAGUGGGGAUUAGAGAUCAUGCCUGAUGAGUGGUUUUGGACGGAGAAGAGGUGGGAGGAGCAUCGGAGGGGAUUGGAGGGGAAGGAGGAGAAGGAGGGUGAAAGUGAAGAGGAUCAGGAACUCAUAUCCAUGAGCCAAGGGACAGUUGGUUGCGUAUGUCUUGAUCAAUGGGGAAAUCUGGCUGUUGCGACGAGUACCGGAGGGCUCACGAAUAAAUGGCCUGGUAGGAUUGGUGAUACACCGACUAUGGGUUCCGGGUUUUGGGCAGAGGCUUGGGAUGUUAAUUAUCCAUCAUCUUCUCCAGAGGAUGAGGAAGAGGAUGCCCCGGACGAACAGGAAGCAUUGAUAUCUCCAACAUCGCCAAGUUCCCCGACCUGGGGCUUCAAAAACAUCCGCUCUCUAUUCUCAGAAUGCACGCCGUCGUUCAUCAACAAAAGAAACAGUGCAUAUACAUCUAUCCCGGCAGCCAACCCCGAUAGCCAACAGACCCCUGACGACGAUGAGAAGGGCUAUUCAGACCAGGUUGAGCCACACGCUCGCACCACCAGACGAGCAGUAGCCCUCUCCGGCACAGGAAAUGGCGACUCCUUCCUUCGCAUUGCAGCAGCGCGCACAGCCAGCGCCAUGGCUCGCUUUUCACCGCCUGCUUCUUCAACUACCCUUGCUCAAGCUGUCACGGCCAUUGCAGGACCGGGUGGCGAAUUGCAAUCAUCUGCCGGAAAGCGAUGGGGCACAACUCGCGAGGGAGAAGGCGGAAUCAUCGGGAUUGAGGCGGAAGCGGAAGUCGAUGCAGAAAGCCGAGGGCACAAACUACGACAUGGAAAGGUUGUGUUUGAUUUCAAUUGUGGAGGGAUGUGGAGAGCUUGGGUUGAGGAGGAUGAAUAUGCGGGUGAGACUGAGAGGGUAAUGGUUUUCAGGGAUGAAUAUCGUUGA